This is a messenger RNA of Maniola jurtina (meadow brown), 4247 nucleotides long. RefSeq lists its product as uncharacterized. The transcript has a single exon. Lineage: Eukaryota; Metazoa; Arthropoda; Insecta; Lepidoptera; Nymphalidae. The record is from RefSeq and is a predicted model, not a curated record. Gene Ontology annotation, biological process: DNA integration. Gene Ontology annotation, molecular function: nucleic acid binding. The coding region runs from base 344 to 4039 and encodes 1231 amino acids.
CUGUCUCCGUGGGGGACACCAGGCAUAUACCUGUCACGCAGGACCAUGUCGCAAGUGCAGGAAGCGCCAUAAUACCCUGAUUUGCAGUAAUGGCCAGCAGUUAGCUUCUCAGAACAGUGCUUCCACUGCAACAAGACCCGCGUCUACACCUGCAGCAGAGCUUACAGUUAACUUAGCUAGAGAUAAUGUUAAAAGGUUUACUCUUCUGUCCACAGCCUUGGUCGAGGCGGUCAACCCAGUCAACAAAAAGGCUGAAGUUGUUCGCAUCUUACUCGACUGCGGUGCUGAGUCCAGUCUCAUUUCCAAAAGACUACAAGAUAGGUUAGAGUUGCAAUCGUCCCCCAUGGAACCCAUCAAUUUGAUAGGGAUAGGUAACUUAACUUCUCACUGUACAAACGAACUUUGCUCGUUUCAAUUGAAAUCUCUGCACAGUGACUAUGUAGCGGAGUUGACUUGCCCAGUACUACCUGAACUCACAGGUGAUAUCCCGAGGUUAUUAAUUAACACAAACAAUCUCAAAUUUCCUACGGAUGUUCAGCUAGCCGAUCCUAAUUUUUACAAGCCGUCACCAAUUGACGUGCUGGUUGGCGCUGACCUAUUUUGGCACAUAGUAGGAUGCGAACGUCAAACAUUAGGUGCCAACAAACCUUAUUUAAUAAAUUCAGAGUUCGGCUGGAUUUUAUCUGGUCCUAUCAAUUCAGGAACUCACCCUUCUAAUAUAAGAUGCAAUUUUCAAGUUUCAAGUCCCCAAUCAGAAAAUCUCGACAAGUUGCUGAAUCGAUUUUGGGAGCUGGAAGAAUUCUCACCCAAGAAACUAUUAAGCGAGGACGAGAAGUCAUGUGAGGAACACUUCCAGGCUCAUACAACUCGAGAUUCCUCAGGUAGAUUUUGUGUGAGGUUACCCCUCAAGGAUACCCCUGACUGCUUAGGAAAUUCAUACAUUACUGCCAGGAAAAGAUUUUUCAAUUUAGAGAAGCGUUUUAAGGCACAGCCUGAACUUAAAGCUCAAUACACGGAAUUCAUUAAUGAAUAUAUCAAGUUAGGCCAUUGCUCUAUUUUAAAUGUGACGAGACUAGAACCGUCCUAUUUUUUAUGUCACCACGCCGUAUUUAAGCAACAAAGUGAAUCUACUAAGUUAAGGGUUGUUUUUGACGCGUCGUGCCCUACGUCGUCAGGUUUUUCUGUCAACGACUUGCAGUACGUGGGCCCUACAAUACAAGACACGCUUUUCUCCAUUUUAUUACGUUUUCGUCAACACCGCUACGUGCUAACGGGUGACAUCGAAAAGAUGUUUCGUCAAGUCACUGUGCACGAGAAUGACCGUAACUUGCAACUCAUUCUAUGGAGAGACAAUGAACACAGUCCUCUGCAAACUUUGCGACUUAAUACGAUAACUUACGGUUUUGCGAGCGCUAGCUAUUUGAGCACUAAAUGUUUAUGGCGUUUGGGCGAGGAGUGUGAAGAUGACUUAAUAAAGACAAUCAUUCAGCGUGACUUCUAUAUGGACGAUCUGCUAACCGGAGCCGAUACGAUAUCGGAUCUGCACCAUAUCUUGGCCACAGUUGUGUCGGUUUUACGGUCUGGUUGUUUUCCGCUGCGGAAGUUUAAAUCUAACGUGCCUUCAAUUCUCGAAAGUUCUGCGAUAGACCCAUUAGAAAAUUUAACGCUAAGCGAGUCCACUAGCACUUUAGGAUUGCAAUGGAAACCAUCCACUGACACCUUAAAUGUCAUAGUAAGCAUUCCAGAAUACACCGACGAUUAUAUAACAAAGCGAUCGAUAUUGUCGCAUUCAUUCAAAAUUUUCGAUCCUCUCGGCCUGAUAAGCCCUUGUACGAUUAGAUCCAAGAUACUUAUGCAGGAAUUAUGGCGCCGUAACAUUGAUUGGGAUGAACCAGUCCCUUGUGAUUUGCAAGAAACUUGGGAUGAUUUAAAACAGGACCUUAGCAAGUUAGAAUUUAUUGAAAUUCCCAGAUUAGCUCUUUGCUACUUACCUGUUACCCUGGAGCUUCACUCCUUUUGCGAUGCGUCAGCUUCAGCGCACGGUUGUUGUCUUUAUUUAAGAUCUGUCGACCAUGAUGGGCAAGUGGUAGUUAGGUUGCUCUGCGCCAAAUCAAAAGUCAAUCCUAGCAAGCCGACUACGAUUCCUCGGUUGGAAUUGCUGGGUGCCCUACUAGCUGCUCGGUUGUGCAAGGCCGCUCUCGAGUCACUACGCUGCACGAUCUCACGGUGCGUGCAUUGGAGUGACUCCAGUGUCGUGUUGGGCUGGCUGCGCACCAGCCCUAGCAAAUUAAAAACGUUCGUUGCUAAUCGAGUCGUGGAAAUCUGUGAGACUACUACACCAGCAAACUGGCGUCACGUGCCAACGAAUUAUAACCCUGCGGAUUUGAUCUCUCGAGGCACCAAGGCUGGCUGUCUACUAGACUCACAAUUAUGGUGGUCAGGUCCAAAUUUUUUAUCUGAAUCGGAGUCGGAGUGGCCGGUUUUAGGAGAACAAAUUGAAGAUGAGCUACCUGAAAUAAAAAUUCAUUCGAUUCAAGUCUCUGAAAAUCUCAUCUCUUUUGAAAGGUUUUCCAAUUUAAUGAGAUUGAAACGGGCAUUUGCGUAUACUUUGCGGUUCAUACAUAACAUUAAAAAUCCUAAAGAUAAACGAACUGGACCUUUAACGGUCGAAGAAUUAAGCCAGUCGUUUAUUUUUAUUUGUAAAUUUGCUCAACUUCAAUCAUUUCCAAACGAAUACCAGGCUUUGAUUAAUAAACGCAACAUUUCAGCUCGAAGUAACCUUAUAUCGCUCAGUCCUUUUUUAGAUGAACAAGACGUCAUGCGCGUAGGUGGUAGGCUAGAACAUUCAAACUACGAUUUCGACAAGAAGCAUCCUAUCUUAUUGCAUUCAAAGCACCAGUUGUCUUGUUUGAUUUUUCGAUACGAGCAUGUUCGACAAAUGCAUGCAGGCCCUCAGCUAUUGUUAUACACAGUUCGAAACUAUGUCUGGCCAUUAGGUGGAAGACAACUAGCACGUCGCACGGUACGCAAUUGUGUACAGUGCAGACGUUUUCAAGGGAAAACGAUUACACCCCUAAUGGGUCAUCUUCCGGCGCAGCGCACUACACCAGCAUUUCCUUUCGAAACCACAGGCGUUGAUUUCGCGGGCCCAUUUACUAUCUUAAAUCGGAAAGGUCGCGGUUCAAAGACUUUCAAAUGCUACUUGUGUCUCUUUAUUUGCUUUAGAUAUAAGUGCGUCCACCUGGAAGCGGUCACCGAACUUUCUAAAGAGGCCUAUAUCCUAACGCUACGUAGAUUUAUAGGGCGCCGCGGAAGGCCGCUGGAAAUUUACAGUGACAAUGGGAGAAACUUUGUUGCCACUGCCACAGAGCUAAGUAAUUUCUUGAGAGAUGCGCCAAAUCUUGUAUCUGACUUUUCUGCAACCGAGCAAAUCAAGUUUCAUUUCAUCCCAGCUUACGCGCCUAAUUUUGGAGGUUAUUGGGAGGCAGGUAUCAAGUCAGCCAAGCACCAUUUAAAGCGCGUUAUAGGUAGCUCCAAUUUGACAUAUGAGGAGUUGUCCACUUUGCUUGCACAGGUGGAAGCUAUUCUAAACAGCCGUCCUCUAUGUCCUAUCUCAUCCUCUCCGCACGACCUUCAAUCCCUCACCCCAGGGCACUUUCUGAUUGGGCGGCCCCUGACAUCGCUGCCUGAUCCGACCCUCGAAACAGAGAAAACAUCAAAUUUGCAACGCUAUGAACGGGUGGAACAGGCACGCCAGCAUUUCUGGAGACGCUGGCAGAACGAGUACAUCUGUGAGCUCCAGCAACGGUUGAAGUGGCGCACCAGCAAGGGAGGCAUCCUUCAAGUGGGUGACUUGGUCCUCCUCCAGGACGAAACCUGUCCACCACUGCAAUGGCGUUUGGGGCGCGUUAAGCGGCUGUUUCCAGGCGUCGAUGGGGUCGCCAGAGUGGCUGAAAUCGCGACCCAACGAGGCGACGUCCGGAGAGCGCUCACCAAACUUUGCCCUUUAUUGCCUGAGGCUGAUGCUGAUGUUCAGUAAUACCCGGGGUAUUCCAGGGGGGGGAACUAUGUUCGCGUCAAAUUAAAGGAACGACAGUGGCAACACCGUGUACUGCGUAGACACAGAAAAGUGACAAUUGUGAUUUAUAUUAUAACCUUUAAAAAUCUAAAAUCCAAAAGUAAAAGUAGCUAUGUAUUGUAAAAAGGAAUAAAUUUUAUUGUAUUGAUCAAUUGGCUUCCAAGGAGUU